Molecule: messenger RNA, 4944 nt
Organism: Symbiodinium sp. CCMP2592
Lineage: Eukaryota; Dinophyceae; Suessiales; Symbiodiniaceae
Source: the annotation of a GenBank genome assembly
AUGCAGGCAUGCUGCAUACACGCUCACAGCAAGACCUUCGUUCACCAGGUGGCCACGAAGGUUUACCUAGCUCCUGACACGCCGAUCUCACAGUGCUUGCCUUACAGCAUCAAGCAUCAGCACCUCUUCUCCGGCAACGUUCCUCAGCCGGCAGAUUGGCUGCGAGCGUGGCGGGCGUGCCGGACAGCAUCUUCUUUCAAAGGUGCCGUGAAAUUCUAUUCCACGGAAGACUUCGCUGCUGGCAGGAACACGAAGCUUGACAGUGUGAGUCUCAAGAACAUGAUUCUUGUUAUGCACUGGGCUGUCAAGAGUGUUCGCAAGCAGCGUCUCGAACAAGCCACCAGCAUCAGCUUGUCCGUGGACGACCGCAAGGAGUAUCGUUUGGUGAGGUACCGUUGCGAUGUUCCACCGCGCACUGCCAAGCAGUCAGCGGCUCCAGGCUCCCAAGGUCCCCAAGGCUCCCAAGGCUCCCAAGGCUCGGAGGAUGGCCCGCUUGUCGCCGAUGGCUUGCUUGGGGUCUACAAGACAGGUGCCAGUGUUCCUGAAAACACAUUGGAGGAGCACGAUGCGGACAAGAGUCAGGUGAUGGCAGACAGCAUAGGCAUAGUCAUUGACAGGGCCUGUCAGGAUCCGGAAGGCAAAACUGACGAGGAGUCCUGCAGCCGCUUGAAGCUGCACGUGCGGCACUUUGCAGCCGAUCAGUGCACAUCUGCCCGGAAGUGUGGAAGGUUGUUGGUCACUGGCGGCCAGUAUCCUAACCUGGUCUGGGUAAGCCAUGAUCCUGCGCACCAGGUUCGUAUUGCCUACCAGGACCCUCUUCACGCCAUGCCCGAGUUCCAAGACCAGUGGGAGCGUUUGUUUGCUCCCGGCAAGGGCAAGCAUGCGCUUAUCCCGGACAUCCAGAACUCAGAAGUCUGGAAGGCCAGGCUCAUGGCGGCCCAGCAAGAGGUUCUCAGGCUCCAUGGCUCCCAGGCUGGUGUGGAGAAGGUGAUCCGAGCGUUGUCGUUCUCCCAACCUCGGUUUGACUCGUCGGCCACACCAAUGCUGAAGUACUUGUGCAUGAUUCGUGCGAUGGCGGUCUUAUGUGCUAUGCAGGCUGCUGACGAGAGAAACACGGUCGAGAUUCGCUCCCGAGCAGAGCGCGCCUUGCAAAACAUGAAUGCAGCAGCCCUCAUGCGCUGUGGACUCACUUGCGACUACACAUCUGAGUGCCUGGGUUUCUUGCGCAGGAACUUUGACAUUGAGGAUCCAGAUGUAUCCUGCACCCCCAGAGUGCUGGAAGAGUUCACCAAGCGCCAGCGGUUCUUAUUUGUGGAUGGAUACAUCCUCUCCGACAGCUCGCAGGUUCCCAGUUCCGUGGACGGCUCCGAGGCUCCAGGCUCCCAGGCUCCCAGGAGGUGUGCAACCCAGUUAGUUUACGAGGAGAUCCAGACACCAGAGCCGAUCUUCUAUGGCAACAGAGUCCACUACCUGUGCACGAAGGCCGGCAUUUCUGAUGUAAGGCAGAUCAUGGGAACUAUGGCGCACGUGGUCGAGGCGAUGCUGGAGCGUUUGCGAGUAGAUCUGACGGAGGAUGAGAUCGCCGUGGCUCUGCAGGUAUUCAACCUUCGGCUGUGGCAGGAGACGAACCGACAACAGGAGCUAGUGGACUCUACACGCAAGCUCUGUGAUAUGCUCAAGCUUUCGCACGGUUCGCUUGUGUUCCAGCGCAGGGGAGAGUGCGAAGAGUCGCUCGGGCACCCUGGCCUGUCCGACACCUUUUGGACAUUUGCAAAGACUGUCCAGCUGCUCAAGGUCGAAAAAGUCCAGGAUGGUGAGGAACAGAACUUGAGGUACAACAACACCUUGUACAACAAGGCCGUACACCAGGCUGCCACAGCAGCUGUUGCAGUGCUGCGGGGUCCAUCCGGUCCCGUGGAGAAGGCUGCCCGGAGAUUGGAGCUGGAAUUUGGGCGGGGCAUCUUGAGCAGUCAGUACUCGAAGUUGAGCAAGCUGUUAUCGCUGACCAACAAGCUCGCAUCUGCUACCAGAAACGCUGUAGACCUGACGGCCUGGAUGAUCGACUCCUUGACGCUGGCCCUGCGCAUGAACAUGGUCACGCCAGCUAAAUGCACCGAGAAGUUUCUGGAUCGAGACCGGAAGACAGGCGAUGCUGGCUUUUGGUUGUCGCGCAUGCUGGUGGUGCAGGUCUUCGAUUAUGCAGCAAAGCUGGCGAAAAAGUUGCCUGAGCCGGACAAGGUUAAGCUGACAGGGAUUUUGGCUGAACUCCGUUGCCCUUCCACAUGUUGGGAGAAAUAUCUCUGCCAUGCUGAUGCUGAUCAAGGGGCUGCUGGAGAGGACGACAUGGACGGCGAGGACCCAGAGGACGUGGAGCGCCCUGUUCCGCAGUCCAAGAUUGGAGCUGUUAAAGAGGGUUUCAACAAAGCCAUUGGCAUGCUUUUGGAUUUGCUGCUGGAGCUGAUGUCGGGGAAGUACUACAAGGAUUGCUGCAUGCUGGCUUCGAGUGAAGAUGGCCUUGCAAAGGCAUUGACAGCUGCACAGCUUGGAAGCUCGGAUGACACGGAGCACGAGGAGCCAUGUGCGCGUAUCACUCAGAUGAAGAUCAUUGUCGACAAGUUCGACAACAGCACGAAGUCCGUUGGUGCCACAUCUGCGGCUCCUGCUCCGAGUUUGCUCCAAAGCCUGGCCAAGGCGGUGCAAACGGAACGCCGCAAGUUCGUGUCGUUCUCGGUACCGAACAAGAUCUCGAAGGACUGCCUAGUCAAGGCGUUCAGAGGUUGCGGCAAGGUCUUCACGCACAAGGGCACCUUAAACUCUUCGCACCGCCUGAUCGUUGCCAGUGCGGAUCUCUUGGCAGAGGCUGGUACCGACCCGUGGCUCAAGGGCACUCCGCAAAGCGAGGAAUGGAAAGAGAUCUGUGCCUUUGCCAAAGACAUUUCUGGGCCCGAGGAUUUCGUUGUACUCUUCGACGGCAGAAUGCGGGAAAUUCGCCGCGUGUCCGAAGACCUCCUGCUGAACCAGCAGCACACCGAGGAGUGCACCAUCGUGUACUCAGGUGGGUGCCCGCCGAGAACGGGUCGCACUCGCCGCGUUCCGCUGGCUGCAAAGAAGGUGGAGACAGGAGCGGUUAAGUUCCCGGUCGCACGCACCAAGAUUCAGACGACGAAGAAAGGCUCCUUCACAGUCUGCGGCGAGGCUUCUACGUACCAAGGCACUUACUCAGGCGUGGAGUACCGUGCGGUUUCUGAAAUGCCCCGCGUGUCUGCAGACACCAAGAAGAAGAUCAUUGCUCCGGCAACAACCGGCGACCUCCCGACACCGCCAGAGGACUGGCAGGAUCGCCACGGCUCCGACGUACCCUUGUUCUGGAACGAGUCGAAGCCGAUAGCAUAUUGGAAUGCCAUCAUUGAGGAGUUUUGCGCGGAGGCAGUGUUUGACCUCACGGCUGGCACCGGUGCUCUGAUGGAGGCUUCUUUGACUGCCGGCAUCGCAUACCACGGGCUUUGCAGCCUCAACAAGGAGCCCAUGUCGUGGGUCCAGGCGGUUGCUGAUCGCGCAGCUUGCGGAAUGAUGGCUUUGGAGGGAUCCACUCUUUACUCGGACGAGAAUGCCAAGGCGGUGAAGAAGCAUUUCCCGCACGUUCUGGAGAGCUUGUCCAACCAAGACGACCAGGACGAGGCCUACCAGACGCCUCUGGGGCAAAACCAGUCUCAAGACGGCUUCUCGUCGGAUGCCCCGGGGAGCUUGCGGAAGCAGGCUGUGAAAGACGGCUUGGUCCCCAAGGCUCGAAGGGCCUUCGUCAUCUGGUUCCAGGAAAACUCCGAAGUCAAGAAAGGCGCUCCCAAGCACGAGUUUCUCAAUGAGAUGAAGCAUCUUGGCGCAGUCUGGCAGGGCAUGACCGACAAGCAGAAGGCACCAUUCAUGGCGAGGAGCAAAGAUGAGUUCAUGGCUCAGCGAAGUGCACUGGCCGUUCUUGGCAUCAGGAUGCGGGGCUCCACGACCAGUGCGGGCGGCCCCGACGAGGCGAAGGACCCCCCUGCCGCUGACGAAUCUGGCGGUCGCGUUGGCCCAUUUGAGCUUAAUUGUGCAAGGGCUCCAAUUGGAGGCGGAGCCUAUGGCAGUGUCUACAGUUGCCAGCAUCCGCAAAGCGGCCUUAACGUGGCGGUGAAGGUUUAUCGUGGCCCCGAUGGCCCCGCGGAUUGCAGGCACGAAGUGGAGCAGAUGAAGCUUCUAAUGAAGGCCGUUCCGCAGCAGAAGAUGAUGUGGUUCCCGCUUCUUGUCAGCUCGGGUGUCACGGGCAGACCUUGGCCAUGGAUGGCUACUAGCCUAUGUGGGCCCAGCCUGGCAACCGCACUUCGAAAUCCUGCGGCGCAUGGCAAGCCGAGGACGUGGUCUGUGGCAGCUCAGCUGAGAAGUGCACUGCAGACCUUGCAUGACGCAGGCAUCCUACACUUGGAUGUGAAACCUGGCAAUGUUCUUUGGUGCCCUUGCACAGAUCAGGUGCAGGUGUGCGACUUCGGCAUGAGUGAGAACAUGGCACGGCUCCAGAAGGCUUCUCAGGCUCCCAGGUUCCUGCAGUAUGUCACGGCUGCCUAUCGACCUCCGGAGCUGUGGCCCGCUCGUGUGAAUGGCGAUGGAGACUGCGGUGUCAGAAAGCAGCUGCUGACUGCAGCUGUGGAUAUGUGGGCCUAUGCUUGCGUGGUGUUUGAGGUGGAGACCGGGAAUCCCUUCAUGCCCAAGGGGGAGGCCGGACUGAGAGCGUGGUGCAAGCAGUGGCCCGAGCUGUGGAAAACACGCAGCGACUUAGCCAAUUGCCCCGCUGCAAGUCACACGUGCUGCACAAAGGUGCUUCGAGCCGGUAAAUGGGGGCUGUUUGUGUUGGUCGGCUGUGCUCCAGACCCCGGAAAGCGGCGGUGGCCGGAGCUCUGUCUGAAUCAGAAAUGA